UAUCUGUUAAUAAGCAUAUAUGCUUCGCUGAACAUCCCUUUCCUAAAGCAAUAGCUCACUUUGAACAUGGAGAGCGGCACUUAAGUAGGAUAUAUAUAGACUGGUCACGCUGGAUUAGUCUGAGCUCGGGGGAUGUCAUUUGGAGGGGGGGGGGGUGUCGCCCCUGACUGUGUUACGGUGCGCUAGCCGCCUUUGCGCUUGUUUCGCUUUCUCGGUGCGCACAUUAGAGCGGCCGACGGGCUGACUGGCGCAGGGAAGCGGACUGCGGCGCUCGCCCACCCUCUCUUCUCCCGGACCGCGGUCCCGGCAGCUGGAUUUCCGGUCGGACGGACUGGGACCGAGCCGUACUCUCCCAGCCCAGCGUCACGGGCGCACUUCGGACGCCUUGGUAUCCAGAUUAUCGGCGUUUCACCGCAGGACCUUGCGGGCCAUUAUGCUGGCAGAGGAUGGACGCCCCUGAAUACCUGGAUCUGGAUGAGAUCGACUUCACCGAUGACCUAGCGUAUUCUGUGACGUCUCUGAAGAAUAUUCCUGAGCUUUGUCGUAAAAGUGAAUCUCAGAGCGAAGAAAGACAAGCUCCGCCCAUAAACUGGAGUCGUGGGAUCAACUCACACGGUGGCAAUGGAAUCAAACCCACAGGCAUUGCCGACGUGCACAGCAAGUUUCGACCCGUCAAACGAGUGUCCCCUCUUAAGCAUCAGCCGGAAGUCCCAGACACAGAGACGGACUGCAAGGGUCAAGGUGAAGAUGGCGGCAAGGAAGAUAGUCCUGACAAGGUGUCCCGGGCGAACGUGUCCCGAGUGGAUGAGCAAGGAUUCAAGGGCAAGAACGUGGGAGGGGAGGAAGUAUUUGGGGAACUGGAGCACUAUGACCUGGACAUGGAUGAGAUCCUGGACGUGCCUUACAUCAAAUCCAGCCAGCAAAUGGGAACCCUUCCCAGGGUCACUCCGGAGAAGAGGCCACCAGUAUCAGCUCCCAGCGACCGAAAUCAAGCAUGUAGAGCCGCUACCCUUCCACAUUCAGAGACCUUAGGGUUCAUGCCCCCAUACUGCGUGCUGUCCCCUGUCAAGUGCCCUGAGAUGCGCAAGUCCAAGUCCAUGGAGUCUGAGCACCUCCGGCAGUCUGUAGCUAGGCACAACCACACCCAGCUGGGCACAGCCACCUCCGAGCUGGAGAAGCUCUUGCCUAGCCGGACCUACCUGGAACCCAGAGCACACAAGCCAGCACCCGUGGUGCCUGGCAGUCAGCCUAAGAUGUUCUCUCUGCCGGACUGCGGCGGUGCCUGGGGCAGCCCCAGGGCUCAUGGAGAGGGCGACGAAGAUGCCAAAAAGGCCCAGAACAUCAUCAGCAUCAUCCGAGGAGGACAGAUCUCUCUUCUGCCUCACCUGGCAGCUGAUAACCUGGAGCUCAUUCGGGACGAGGAGGGGAACAACCUGCUGCACAUCUCCGCUUCCAGGGGCCACGCGGAGUGCCUGCAACACCUGACCUCGCUCAUGGGGGAGGACUGUCUGAGCGAGCGCAACAGUGAACAGCUCACACCAGCUGGCCUUGGCAUCAAGAACGGACAUCUGGAGUGUGUGCGCUGGAUGGUGAGCGAAACGGAAGCCAUCGCUGAGCUCAGCUGUAGCCGGGACCACCCCAGUCUGAUCCACUAUGCCGCACGUUACGGCCAGGAAAAGAUUCUCCUGUGGCUGCUGCAGUUCAUGCAGGAGCAGGCGAUCUCCCUGGACGAGCUGGACCAGCAGGGAAACAGCGCAGUGCAUGUGGCAGCCCAGUAUGGACACCUGGGCUGCAUCCAGACCCUCGUGGAAUACGGCUCAAACGUUACAGUGCAGAACCAGCAAGGAGAGAGGCCUUCCCAGACUGCCGAGCGGCACGGUCACACCACCUGCUCGCGGUACCUGGUGGUGGUGGAGACCUGCAUGUCACUGGCCUCCCAGGUGGUCAAGCUGACCAAGCAGAUCAAUGAGCAAACUUCUGAAAGAGUGACCCUCCAGAACCAGGUCCAGCAGCUGCUGGACUCGCCACAUCGUGACGGCUCCCCGACCCGGCCCCCCAGCUGGUUCAUCCCGUCCAUGGUGCCAUGGCCGGAGAUGACCCUGACAGCAGAAGCAGCCAAUGGGGGCCAGUGUGUCCUACGGCAGCGUGACGUCGACUCGGAUGUGGUGCUGCGGCAACUCCUGGGGAAGGAGAUCGCCGAGAAGGUGUGCAGCCAGGGGAGGCUGACACUGGAGUUCCGCGAGCCGCGCAGGCCGGGGGCGGGGCCAGGGGCGGGGCAAGGGGCGGGGCCUGCUGGCCGGCGGGAGCUCAAGCUGGCUCGGCUCAAGCAGCUGAUGCAGCGUUCGCUCAGCGAGUCGGACUCGGAUGCGUACCCGGCCGAGGAGCAGAAGCAGGGCGUAGCCGCCGGGCGUGCCGAGAGACCCCGCCAGUUGGCCCUUGCUGAGAGCGAUGAAGCCUCCUUCCUGGCCAAACGGAACGGCUCUGCAGCUGAGCGCAAGCUCUCCUUCGUCCACGGUGCCUCCAAGUCCAUGGACGGGUACAACCCCUCACCCACCUCGGAUAGCAGCGACCACGACCGCGAGCCCAAGCCAGAGACGCCGGGGGGCGGCCAAGAGCAUGCGGACAUGCAGAAGGCCACCACCAGCCCCAAGAGUGCGCUGAAGUCGCCGUCCUCCCGGAGGAAGCCCUCCCAGACCCCCAAGCUCAGGGUGACGUUCGACGAGUCGCUCGCCCACAAGGGAGGGCAGGACACAGAGACCAGGGGCACCCAUGAGAAAGGAGGCGGGGCCAGGACCGCAGGCGGCUCCGAGGUGGGGGAGGUGUGGAAGCGCCCGUUCGGGACCUUCCGCUCCAUCAUGGAGUCGCUUGGUGGGAAUCAAAACAGCAACAACAGCAAUGGCCAGUGCGCUGCCCAGGCGAAGCAGCCCAGUUCGGGGUUGGCACAGGGCUCGCCUGGCCGGAAGGCAGCAGCGGAUGCUAAAGCCAAUCCCUCCAGCCUCUCCAAGUCCAAAAACAAGAGCAGCGCUGUGUAGACCGUGCCUUUGGACACUUUGUUUCACAGGCAAGGCAUUCAGCUAGUGCAGUAUAUCUGAACCCAGUCCUCAGGGAGCCCAUGACAGUCCACGUUUUAGCUCCCACCCAGCUCCCAGCACACCUGUGCCAGCUAUUCAGUGUUGAUUGAUUGGUUCAGCUGUGCUGGGAGCUGAGAGGGAGCAAAAAUAUGGACUGUCUUGGGGUCCCUGAGGACAGCGUUGGGAAACACUGCCCUAAUGAAAGGCCAACGUGUGUUUUGUUUUUUCACAACGAACAACGGCAGGUCUUGGGGGAUUCCCCCGGCUGCCUUGGGCCCAUCCCAGAGCUGUAGGGCUGAGUCUGAGUGCACGGCGCCCCCAGCUUCCCGUCUGUGGCUAACUGGAGACUCACGGACCAGCUGCUUAUGGACCCCCACCCUGCAUCAUCUACUGUUACUUUUUACCCAGAUUUCAGUUAUUUUGGGGAUCAGUAAUUUCCUAGUGAAAUAUAUAUUUUUGGACUGUUUUGUAUUUUAUAUUUACCCGUCGCCUCAACACUUCAGUACCGUCUUCUUUUUUUUCCAAGGAUGCACCAGGAAAGCAUUUCCUUUUCAUUUUCGGAGAUCUUCCAGUAAACUUCAGUGAGAUACCAGCAGGCCUGCCUUACGCCACUCUUGAUGCCAGUUAUAGUGACACUGUUGCUAAGUUAUUUCCUUCACCUAGUCAUCAGCAGAAAGUGAUGUGGGACAAGCGUUGAGAGGGAUGAAUGGCGUGUGACUCAAAGCCGGGUGGCAUAUUCAUCGCUCUUCAGUUUAUUUUUGUGCAUGCGUGUUCUCAAGAAACCUGACUGACAAAGUUAGGGGGUCGCGUACCCUGUGACAGUUUGUACAUUUUUAAAUGUUUUCUUUUCUAAUCUUUUAUAAAGGAACAACGCUAAUCA
Messenger RNA from Brienomyrus brachyistius, 3951 nucleotides. Its product is annotated as synuclein, alpha interacting protein. Lineage: Eukaryota; Metazoa; Chordata; Actinopteri; Osteoglossiformes; Mormyridae. The coding region runs from base 447 to 3032 and encodes 861 amino acids. Gene Ontology annotation, molecular function: ubiquitin protein ligase binding. The record is from RefSeq and is a predicted model, not a curated record. The transcript is spliced from 10 exons.